Messenger RNA from Zea mays, 875 nucleotides. Its product is annotated as succinate dehydrogenase assembly factor 2, mitochondrial. Gene Ontology annotation, cellular component: mitochondrion. Lineage: Eukaryota; Viridiplantae; Streptophyta; Magnoliopsida; Poales; Poaceae. Gene Ontology annotation, biological process: mitochondrial respiratory chain complex II assembly; tricarboxylic acid cycle; protein-FAD linkage. The record is from RefSeq and is a predicted model, not a curated record.
GCCACCCAAGCAGCCAUGGCGGCCGCGCUGCUCCGCCGUGCGCUCCACCUCCGCCGCGUGCUCCUCGCUUCCGCACAGCGCCUCUCCCCCGCCUUCUCGGCCACUCCGACCCCGAAGACCUCCCAGCAGAACGCCGCCACCACCACGAUCGACCUCUCCUCCGACGAGAGUCGCCGCCGCCUCCUCAACAGGUUGGUGUACCGGAGCAAGCAGCGGGGUUUCCUGGAGCUCGACCUGGUGCUGGGCACCUGGGUCGAACAGCACGUGCACGCCAUGGACGAGCCCAACAUCCGCGCCCUUCUACAAGUGCUCGACCUCGAAAACCCAGAUUUGUGGAAAUGGUUGACUAGUCAGGAGCAGCCACCAGAGGAUCUGAUUUCUAAUCCGGUGUUUUCUGCCAUCAAAUCAAAGGUCACAGAUAACCUGAUCAAGCAUGCUUCUCCCGAGACCCGAUCAACACCUGGCCAACCUUGGGUUAGAGGAUGGGAUGACAUAAAGAAAGGCAAAGAUGGACCUAACUAUGGAAAUCAGUGACAUGUUCCUUGAAAUGGGGAUGACAGCUUUACAUCCUAAAUAAUCCCCCCCCCCCCCCCCCCCCAUGUUUUGUGUUCGUGUAGAUUAAGGUGAACUGUGACCGGCAUGUGAGAAGUUUGUUAAAUCGAUAUUGGAGAAUCAGCUUGUAACUACAGAUGGCACUCCUGAUGUGUCCCUGGCAGUUUGUCUGCAACUGGAAAGAUGGUAUACAUAGCAUUGUGUUACUUAUGGCAAUCCUUGAAGCAUUUGGACUGAAACUUAAAUAUUGAAAAUGUGGACGACAAACAUCAUCAGAAAGAAGUGUAUUUCUUGCUGCCCUUAUUAUUAAAUUUUAAAUGAUA